Anopheles nili is the source of this 1665-nucleotide messenger RNA. It is a transcript of the gene frc, whose product is annotated as UDP-sugar transporter UST74c. The transcript has a single exon. The coding region runs from base 75 to 1073 and encodes 332 amino acids. The record is from RefSeq and is a predicted model, not a curated record. Gene Ontology annotation, molecular function: antiporter activity; GDP-fucose transmembrane transporter activity. Gene Ontology annotation, cellular component: Golgi apparatus. NCBI's taxonomy places the organism in Eukaryota, Metazoa, Arthropoda, Insecta, Diptera, Culicidae.
CAAAAGCAACCAACAUUAUCUAGCCGAGCUACGAUAGCUGUUAUCUGGCGCAAAUGCAAUUUUAGUUUCCAAAAAUGGCCGGAACCGAAGCAACCCAGUUUCUGAAACUAUCCAGCGCCGUUUUCUACGGACUCUCGUCCUUCCUAAUUACCGUAGUCAAUAAGACCGUACUGACCAGCUACCGAUUUCCGUCGUUCCUUGUGCUCAGCCUGGGCCAGCUGACCGCCAGCAUCGUGGUGCUGUUCGUCGCCAAACGGCUCGGUAUAGUGAAGUAUCCCGAUUUCAGCCGCGACAUUGCCCGGCGGAUAUUCCCGCUGCCAUUGAUUUACCUCGGAAACAUGAUGUUCGGGCUCGGCGGCACGCAAGCCCUAAGCCUUCCGAUGUUCGCCGCCCUACGAAGGUUCUCCAUUCUGCUGACGAUGUUGCUCGAGCUGCUGGUGCUGGGCAUCCGGCCAACCCUCGCCGUGAAAGUCAGCGUGGCCGCUAUGGUGGGCGGUGCUCUGAUGGCAGCCUUUGAUGAUCUUUCGUUCAACAUGCAGGGCUACAUGUACGUGAUGAUCACGAACACGCUCACUGCGGCCAACGGGGUGUACAUGAAGAAAAAGCUGGAUACCGCCGACAUGGGCAAGUACGGGCUUAUGUACUAUAACUCCCUGUUUAUGAUUCUCCCGGCGUUCGUGGGCACGUGGCUGGCCGGUGACAUCGAUCGUGCGUGGCAGUACGAGAACUGGAAUGAUCCUUUCUUCGCUAUUCAGUUCCUGUUGUCCUGCGUCAUGGGUUUCAUCCUAUCGUACAGCAUCAUCCUGUGCACGCAGCAUAACUCCGCACUUACGACGACCAUCGUAGGCUGCCUGAAGAACAUCAGCGUUACCUACAUCGGAAUGUUUAUCGGAGGCGAUUACGUGUUCUCGUGGCUGAACGCUAUCGGUAUCAAUAUCAGUGUGACCGGUAGCUUGCUGUACGCGUACGUAACCUUCCGGAAGAAACCGGCCAGUUCCAGUGGAAGCGGGGAUGGAUCCUCGGCCGACAAAAAGCUGCUGCUGCCGGUGGCCGGCCGAAUCGACAACGUUUGAGGAAGCCAGAAGUCCGUCGCCAGAUCAGCUGUUGGAGGCGUUUUGAAGCGUAACGAACAAAACCAAAGGGACGAUUAGAGAAAUGGGGGGGCUAUUGUACGAGGGGGAUGUUGCAAUAGGGAUUUAUUUAUUAGUGGCCUCUGCUCGCGGGUGGAACGCAUAGUUUACAAACUAAAAGGCACUGAUUUUCAGGCGUAGUGUGGCCAUUCGUUUUGAAAGCUAGUAAAAGGUAUGAUUCGGUGCAAUUACUGGUAGACUGGUCCACUCACCGAGCACACAGCAAGGGCCAUCAAAUAGCAGUGAUACAAAUUGUAUAAUUCUUCUGGAGGCGCGGUUCGCUGGACACCGACGUAUCGGUGGUGCUGUAAUAUUACGAGAUAAUGUGCUAUAACCUGUGGGCACGGUGAUUACCCUGUGUUGGACCAUCCACACGAGUUGAUAUUAACGGAAAGAGGAACAUUCAUCGAAUUAAAGGCAGUAGAGUUGUUUUAGUUUUAUGCGUACUUUUAGGCUCAGCGAUGUAUAUGCGGCACCACGUGACAAUGUGGUUUUAGUGAAAGGCAGAGAGUCUAUGAAUAUACAACGCUGAUGA